Molecule: messenger RNA, 222 nt
Organism: Rotaria sp. Silwood2
Lineage: Eukaryota; Metazoa; Rotifera; Eurotatoria; Philodinida; Philodinidae
Source: the annotation of a GenBank genome assembly
AUGGAAAAGGAAGAAUCCUAUAAAGAUUAUGUUGGAAUUGUUCAUGAUGAAGCUGAAUCAACAUGUAAAAUUGACCUUCAAGCUAAUUGUCAAACAGUUACAGUUGAUAAAAAACGAAUUGUAUCAACAUCAAAUGUUUCUCGUCAAUCAAGUGAAAUACCUCAUUAUUAUACAAUUUUUCUUUAUGGUUCUCAAACUUCAUCUUAUGCAACAGUUGGUUGA